UAUACAUCCAAUGACCUCAUCCUCCUCCCUAACAACCACCGCCAUCCACCACGCCGUCCUCGUCAUUCCACCGCCACCUCCCACCACCCCCCUCCCCUCCGCCUCGGCCACCGUUGGGUCGAUUUUCAAGGCGCCAACAACUGGGACGGUCUCCUCGAUCCCCUCCAUCCUUUCCUCUGCUCCGAAAUCCUCCGCUACGGCAGCUUCGUCCAGGCCGCAUACACCUCCUGCGAUCUCGACCCAUUCUCCCCCACCUACGCCACCUGCCGCUUCCCAAAACAUUCCCUCCUUCGCCUUUCCGGUCUCCCCUCUUCCGGCUACCGCGUCACCCGCAAUCUCUUCGCCACCCCCUCUCUUUCUCGCCAAUCCAGCUGCAUCGGUUUUACUGCCGUCUGCCACAAUGACGCCCACCUCGCCCUCCUUGGCCGCCGAGAUGUUGUCAUCUCGCUCCGCGGAACCGUAACUUUUCUCGAAUGGCUUGACAAUCUCCGCGCCACACUGACCCCAUCCUGCACCCCGAAACGUGACUCCGCGCAACACGAACCCAUGGUCGAGCGAGGGUUCUGGAGCCUCUUCACUUCGCCUGGACUCGACCACCCCUGUCUCCGCGAUCAGAUCCGCGAUGAGGUCCGCUGCAUCCUAGACAAAUUCGAAAGCGGCCCUGAGAUCAGCAUUACCAUUACCGGCCACAGCCUCGGCGCAGCGCUGGCCGUGCUAGCCGCUGACGAUUUGAAGGCAAUGCUGGGCCCGACGGGGCCUCUGGUGACGGUGGUAUCGUUCGGCGGACCGCGAGUUGGUAAUGCCAGCUUCAGGCGAAGGAUGGAGGAGCAGGGGAGCAGGGUUCUACGAAUCGUGAACACCAAUGAUAUUAUAACCAAGGUUCCUGGCUUUGUGGAUGGAACGGAGAAGGACGGGAUGGGGCCAAAUUGGCUGCUUUCAAAGACUGGGUGGGUGUACGCUGACAUUGGAAGGGAGCUUCGGGUCUGCGGACGGCGGACGGCCAAUGUGGUGGCUUGCCAUGAUUUGGGACACUAUUUGCAGCUGGUGAAGCAGCUUAGCGAUGCGUGUCCGACAGUAUCCCGGGAGGAGGAGAGGGGGCCGAGCAGAUGGCGGGGGCCGGUGUUUGUCGCCGGGGAUGCUUUUUGAAUAUGAUUGUACCAUUUCAUUAAUGAUACUAGCGAAGAUCAGUGAUAUCAUUCACUUGGUUAAUUUAGGAUUGAAUAUAAUAUUCCUAUUCUAUCAUGAACUCAAGACGUCGAUAAAUGUUAGAUUAGCUAA
Phalaenopsis equestris is the source of this 1278-nucleotide messenger RNA. RefSeq names its product phospholipase A(1) DAD1, chloroplastic-like. Lineage: Eukaryota; Viridiplantae; Streptophyta; Magnoliopsida; Asparagales; Orchidaceae. The transcript has a single exon. Gene Ontology annotation, biological process: lipid metabolic process. The record is from RefSeq and is a predicted model, not a curated record. Gene Ontology annotation, molecular function: glycerophospholipase activity. The annotation marks the transcript as partial.